Molecule: messenger RNA, 465 nt
Organism: Ctenocephalides felis (cat flea)
Lineage: Eukaryota; Metazoa; Arthropoda; Insecta; Siphonaptera; Pulicidae
Product: zinc finger protein 525-like
Exons: 1
Coding region: 1-465 (154 amino acids)
Biological process (GO): regulation of transcription by RNA polymerase II
Molecular function (GO): DNA-binding transcription factor activity, RNA polymerase II-specific; RNA polymerase II cis-regulatory region sequence-specific DNA binding
Source: RefSeq, a predicted model, not a curated record
AUGGGUAACUUGAAUCAACAUAUGCGAAUACACACUGGUGAACGCCCCUAUAUUUGCAAAAUAUGUGAUAAGGCAUUCACAGAAAUGGGUACCUUGAAUAAACAUAUGCUCAUUCACACUGGUGAAAGGUCACAUAUUUGCCAAAUAUGUAAUAAGACAUUCGCACGAUUGAGUACCUUGAAAUUGCAUAUGCUAAUUCACACUGGUGAACGUCCUCAUAUUUGCAAAAUAUGUAAAAAGGCAUUCACACAAAUGGGUAACUUGAAUCAACAUAUGCUCAUCCACACUGGUGAGAAUCCUUAUAUUUGCCAAGUUUGUGAUAAGACAUUCAGUUACUUGUGUAACUUGAAUAGACAUAUGGUCAUUCAUACCGAAGAAUGCCCCUACAAAUGCAAAAUUUGUGAUAAAGUAUUCAAACGUUCAAAAGCCCUGAAAAGGCACAUGGUUGCUCAUACCAAUAAGUAA